Leptomonas pyrrhocoris is the source of this 5448-nucleotide messenger RNA. RefSeq lists its product as hypothetical. NCBI's taxonomy places the organism in Eukaryota, Euglenozoa, Kinetoplastea, Trypanosomatida, Trypanosomatidae. The record is from RefSeq and is a predicted model, not a curated record. The transcript has a single exon. Bases 292 to 5448 code for a protein of 1718 amino acids.
AGUACAACUGUUCGUUCUUGUCCCUUAGAGACGCCCUCAACGGACUUCGUAGCAGACUUCUGAUUUUCUUGGUGUUUGCACGGGUACCGCCAGUAAUAAAACUGGUGGGGUGGCUACGAACCGAAAUUGUAUACACCGUUGUUUUGGGUUGUCGACGCAUAUCCCGCACGGUGGUCCGUCUGCGCGCAGCAAGUGAUCUCAAUCAUUGCCCUCCUAUGCAUUCUUUUCUCUUUUAAACUCUGACCGAUUUAGAAAAAGGUCGACGCUCUCGGAAAAAGAAGGAGGAGGGUGAUGCGGCGUCACCGUCCGUUGCAGUCGUUUUACGCGUCACGCGAAGAGGAGGCGGAGCCGUCCGGUAAGUUCGAUCGCGCCUCUCCGUUUCACAGCGACAGUGACGUUACGCGCGUCUUAUCGUCCCUCGCUGCUGCAGAGGCGUCACUUCAUGCGUCGCACCAUGUAAGAGAGGCAAAGCGCAGCAACCUACGCUCGCGCAGCCGAGAGGCCACUGGACACAACGUCAGCACUUCUCACAUCGACUGCUCUCCUAUUCCAUUCUAUUCGGAACCGACGUCCUCCCUCGGCGCUCAGUCCACGCCGUCGAGUGCGUCCGCUACGCGAACGUCGGCUCCACCGACGGCCUUUUACGAUGGGCCAUCGAUGCGCGACAGCAUCCCAGCACUCCUGCUGCAACUGACGAACCCCACGUCGUCGUCUUUUACACCACUCGGAGCAAAAACACGAAGACAGCAGCAACAACAAAGCCAACAUUCGCCAAAGGGACCACAAGGCGCUGCUACGGACGUUGCGCCUGCUGUUCGCACAACGGGUUCGUCGAGGACAGCCCCUGUGGACAACGUGGCGUUGCUGCACCCUAUCGUUGUCUCUGAGCAGAAGUGGCCCCAAGGUGUUACGGCCGCGCAGGCUCUGGAGUCCUACGCCGCAGCACGAAGAAAAUCAUCGUCCGCCAGUGUCGUGAACGACUACGACGCAAGUGGCGAUGCCGGUUUGCGAGAGAGCAGUGGCGUGAUGCCGCAACAUGAACGAGGACAAGAGGAAAAACCUUUUUCUGCUAUCAGAGGUAGCUUACGUAGAACCCGAAGCAGCUCGAAGGAAGAUGCGAAUAGACCUCUGCAGCCGUUCAACGAGCGAGGGGGGAUGCGCUAUGUGGUGGUGCAGCAGCCGGUUGCCGUUCACGCAGCCGCCCAUGAACCCCCAACCAUCUCGACGCCGCUGGAGGGCACCAACGGGUUGCCUUCGGCCCCAGCAAGAGCGACGGCGAAUCUGGAACGUGCGACGAUCCCAGUUCCAGAAACGUUAGGGCCGACGUCGUCUCGACCCAGUUCGGCAACACACAGUCGUAGCAGCACUAGUGGUGACGCCAGCAGCUCGCGCAGGCUUAGUCGGAUUGCAGAUGGUGGCGAUUUAAGUGGCGCCCAGCGAUCGUGUUUCCAACGGCAAACCGCACAACACACUCAGCAGGCAGCGAGGUCUGCGCCAACGCGCCCUUUACCCAGAAAUGCCGCCCUAUCUUUAGCUAAUGACGAGGCUCCUGCCGCUACGCUCUACGGAAGGGAGGACGUGCCACCCGACGCUUCUCCGUCGCCCGCCCUCACUCGACCUGCGGCGAUCCACACAACCGGCGGCAGUGACCAGAAGUCGCACGUGGAUCUUCACUCAGCUCGCCCGCCCCUUACAGAGUCAGUCGCUGAGAGGGCAUCACGUUCGUCUGCGUCCGACGUUUCCUCAGCCCGCAUGCGCAAUCUUUUCGCCUCUGUCUUGGACAGAACAGGAACGGCCAGCGCGGUUGGCAGUCGUACCAGCAGCGUCGGCACAAUCGCGUCAACGCCGCUGCGCGCUUCCAAUGCGCCUUUCUUACAGGCCAAGGCGAUCGGGAUACCGCACAUCCCUGCGGAGGGCUUCCACUAUCAAAAGCACGCCCCCGCAGCUGCGUCUCCUCCGGCUUCUAAGCCGUCACCGCGAGCUUCUGUGGCUGGUGGUGUGGAGAGUCGAGGGACGAGUCCUGCCGUACACGAGCCGCACCAAACAACAGAGUGGCCUCCGUCGCUCGUUGCGAAGGCGCCGUUUGCGGAAGCAGUCAUGGAAGGCGGAGACCCUUUGGUGCUGCGACACACGAUUGACUACCUGCUGCAGAAGGCGCGGCGCUUGGAGAAGGACAACACGGAGUUGUGGAGGCAGACGCACAGCUGGAAUCCACAUCGCACUGUUACCCUUUCAGGGGCUUCCGCCGAGACGAUGAAAGUGUCGCUGCUGCCGUCGCGUUUGGCCGUUGCACCUCGGAAAACGCUGCGUUCAUCUGCUUCUGUUGGGACAUCACACGCGCGGACUACGCAUCGUACAGCAACUGUGGCCACCACCCAAGCGAUACAGGAGCUGCCACGGCGGCAGCAGCCCCGCAUUCUCAUACAGCGCCAGCGCCGCACCAUCGCGGUGGGCCGAUCAAACUCUUCCGUUGCCUCUGCGUCAUCGACGCCUUCGCUGUCCUCCUCCUCUGCCGCCUCAACGCCGGUGGGGUCCCCCUGCAGCCACAACAACGGUGUAGAACGACAGGAGAUCGAUGAUAACGCAUGUGCAGCGCGUCUUGCAACCCAUCGCAGUGUCUCGGUGUCCACCGCAGCGAGGGACGAGGACACCGCGGCGCCCGACACGCGCAGUGAGAAGUUGGCACGCGCGUCAGCAACCGUGAUGAUGCAACAGCAUAAAUCGCUGCGUUUGAGCGACAGCCCGCGCUCCAGUACCUCGCCGCAUCGGAAUCGUCAUGCCGAUGCGGAAGUGGUGCGGCGUGUAGAGGCGGCGGUGCAGCAUCCGCGUGUGUCUCGCGACAUCGGCACAGUAGUCGCAUUGUCACAGCGCUCGCUUUCACAGCAGUCAAACAAGGCAUCGCAAGGCACACAGCACGUCCCUGAUCGCACUGCAUCGCAACCUUCACUUUUGUCUCUCCGCACCCCGCCGCUAUGCAGCGUCCGCCUUCGCGAGGCCACCGACAAUCCUGUCGACGCUCUCGCCGCCACGCCACUCGCGUCCACCAUGCGCAGCCAGCACAGUGUGGAGAGUCGACGCUCGACCGGCUCGAUGACGUCGCACAUGUUGCCGGUGGGCAUCUCUGUUCUCGAGACACAGCAGGCGCAGGGCGGCCAAAGCAGUUCUUUCGUCCACCACCUCCGUCACCAGUCGCACCAAACGCCAAGCACGACGGAGCGCUUGGCUGCUUCGCCGGGGAAUUCUCUCACUUCGAACCCUUCCCUUGGACUUCCUCCCACCUGCAACAAGCAAGUGCAAACCGCCAGCAUCGUCUCGCCAGGCGAAGACGACAGUGACGGCGAAACGCUUUUCGAGUCAAACGUCGGUGGUGAGGCGACCACUCCGUCAGCGGAGCGCACGUCUAUCAUUGAGUUACACACGUCCGCCGCGUACAACCGCAGCACGGUGCGCCGCCUGCGAGCCUACUGCAGCUCCUUGGAGGCCACACGACAGCAGCUGCGCCGCCGCAUCGCGACCCCGCCUAUCUCGCGGUCCACCUUCUUGGCUACGUCGGCUGCCGGUCCCGCAGGCGGCGGUGGGUCACGCGUGUUUACGCCCUCCAACCGCUCCUCCUCGCGCAGCCCCUUCCCCCUGCCGCUAGCACAGUCUAGUGCGAUGUACGACAAGGCGGGCACGUUGGCAACUCAGCCGGCCGCACCCGCACUGCCGCCUCCGACGUUGAGUCGGCCGAUUUUUCAGUCCGAGUACGCCGACCCUGAGGUAGACGCCACGCUGCACGACGUCGAAGAGACGUCCGCGGUGGAGACGAUGAUUGUGUUGCAGGAAGAUGGCAUGGGCACGGUGACGAAGCGCGUGGUGUACGACUCCCCCUCGCGGGGCUCCGCCUCGGUCGGAGGGCGGUCGCCAUCGCCCACCUCGCAUCAUCAUCACCAGCAGCAGCGGAAACAACAGAGCGGCAGUAUCAUGGCCUCUUCCUUGACCAGCUACCGCGACGGACCCGAUGCAGACAGCGCGUACCCGUCGUCGGUGCGUGUCUUUCCACAGGUGCAUCGGCAGGGCUCAGGCCCAGGCUCCGCCGGCGCCGGUGACCCGCACGACAGCCAGCACACCCCAGCGCACAGCCGGUUCCGCACGCACGACAACGCCUACAGCAAUUUUAGCGCCUCACUGCGGAGUGAUGGGAAUGGGCAGGACGUGGUGCCGCUCGUGCGUUUGGGCAAGUCGUUGCGGUCCGACUCCGCGGCUUCAUGGGCGCUGUCGGACCAGAAAGACGUUCGCUCGCCCGACUGCGCACCUUUUGCGCUGGCCUCCACCACGUCCUUCCCCGCCGACGAUGCAGCGAGAGGUCGCUUUGCGGUUCCGUCGCCCUCUGAGUCGCAGGCGAAGGAAGAGGAAGCGGAGGAGAGGCAGCCACCGCAGCCGCCGAUCCCCGCGGCACCCGUGCGGUCUUCACUGCUGCCGCGUUCCUCCGUACAGAAGGCGGAACUCCGAACCACAGGGACGAAAUCGAUACCCGCGUCCGUCGACAGGCGACACAUGCACAUGCUCGACCCGCACGCCGACACACAGCGGGCGGGCAGCACGCACUCGCAGCGCUUCGAGGUGCGUGCUGUGAACGUGUCCGAUGCGGAGGUACGUGACGUCAGCAGCAGCGGCAGUAGUCACGAGAGUCGAAGCUACAGCAGCGGCAGGAGUAAGUCGCAGCCGGCGGAGUCGGACCGCACACCUGUGUCUGUGAGUGCUGCCUAUACAAACGCAUCGACUCCGCCUCCGCUUCUACCGGCAUCUGCGCCAGCAGCGAUGUGGAACCCCCAAGCAGCGACGCAACGAGUCCCAGAAACUCCGAAGUUGGUACUGCCCAAGGACGUAGUGACGAAGCAGCAUUCUGAGGCCUCUACGGAGGUGCGUCCUACACAGGCCUCACAGGACCAAUUGACGCUUCUCCCUCCCCUGCCCACGUCACCGGUGUCGCCCAGCACGGCGGCAACGGACUCGUGCGCAUCGUCUCAAACGUUUUCAGAGCCCAACGUCGAGAGUAGGACACCAAGGGAACAUUCAGCGACGUCCACCGCUACUGUCCAGGGAUCUGCCUUUCCGUCGGCACGUGGCGCACACGCGGGGGAGCGUAGCGCCGGUAAAUUGAGAGGCAAUCCCGUUAACCGCGACGACGGUCCUGGCUCGCCUCUACCGCAGAUGCCGGCGACGGGGCAGGGUGAAGCUCGCCUUCGGCAGCGCAGCAUCACGGUUGCAUUCUUCGACGAGACGGAUCCAAAAGGUCUGCUGCACGAGCCCGUCCGCGCCGCCGAUGCCGCAACUACGCUUCCUUCUGCUCCCACAGCGGACGGCGACAACGCAGAACGCGACGAGUACUUCAAUGCAGACAGCUUCUCUGGUAGUGAGGUGGAGGCGGCAGAUGGAGUUGCUCAUACCGGAGCCGAUGCCGAUUGA